AUGCUGGAGGAUAAACCUCCGCUGUACUUCGCAGUUCGAGCGGUAGACUAUCACGGGGGUUCUACCAUAAUUUAUCUAAUUUCAGGCUCCACAGUUUUUGCUCAACUGGGAAAAUCCGAAGCGCCUACCCGACAGCCUUUGAAAACAUUCGAAAGGGCGCAUGUAACUCCGCUCAGCAAAAGGCGAUUACAGCCUUCAUUAGAUUAUGCUGGGCUCGCGACAGACACACCGCCGCCAAUGCCACUUUUCAAGCAGUUGGCAGCACAAAGAUCUGAUGCUCAUCACUGGGUUUAA
This is a messenger RNA of Strongylus vulgaris, 294 nucleotides long. The record is from the annotation of a GenBank genome assembly. NCBI's taxonomy places the organism in Eukaryota, Metazoa, Nematoda, Chromadorea, Rhabditida, Strongylidae.